UAGAGACAGUCCGUUGGCGGUAAACAAAGCACGUGGAAAGGCCAAGACAGUGAUGGGCAAGAAAGGCAGGCGGUUCCUGGACAAGCGGCGUGAUGUCCUGCACACUUUCAAGGUCGUGUCUCGCAGCCAGCGUGACCCCCUUGUGGCUGACCCCGAGGCACCCCAGGCCGUCCUGCACCCUACACAGGACACGGCCACCAACAAAUCAGAGCAGGAGAAGUACGGUAUUUUCUUUGAUGAUGACUAUGACUACCUGCAACACCUGCGUGGCGUGAGGGAGGCAGUCAACUGGGAUGAGGAGGAGCUGGAAGUGUACACCAUUCGCUGCGAGGACCCACAGGCAGGAAAGAAAGAGCUGAGGAACAAGAAGCUGGUCCUGCCAUCAUCCGCCUUUGAGUCCUUCGUGGAAGAGCCAAUUGGGUUGCUAAACAAGGCCGCUCCACUGACAGGUCCCAGGCCAGAGUUAGACCCUGACGUGGUGGCGGGUCUUGAUGACGACGACUUGUUCAACGAUAACGUAGCAUGUGGACCAGAAGAUGAUAAUGCUUUGCCAGACAACUUUGUGAUGAUGCUGAACUCGGAGGUCCCCAUCCACCAGUUAGAUGACGACAAGGAGUGGGAAGACUACGAUGAAGAGGAGGAGGAGGAGGAAGAGGAUGAGGAAGAGGAGGAUGGAGAAAUGGUUGGGCUAAGAGAGGAGGUUAAUGGCUCGCAUCUCCCUUCGUUUGCUAAAUUAAGUGCAUACAGAGAGAAGGGUCAGGACGAGGGUUAUGAUGCGGACGAGGAGGAGAAAGACUUCAGCAGCGACUUCAACGACAGCGAGGAUGAGGAGGGACGGGACGAGCUAGGCAGCCUGGACGCGCCCCCUUUCCCCAGACCCUUCCUGGAUGAGGAGGAGACACGCUCACACUUCACCAACUACUCCCUCACCUCCUCUGUGCUGCCUAGGAAGGACCAUCUCACUACACUAGAUGAUUGCUUUGAAGAGAAGUUCAUCCGGGAGUACGGGGAGGAGCAGGUUGGGGCGCUGGAUGGGGAGGACAUUGAUGGGUUUGUCGGGGAGGAGUCACCUCUGUUCCGCCAGGCCCUGCAGCACUCCCAGCGCCACCUGCAGGACGACACACAGGAUGACCAGGAUCGCAUCAUUAAGUGGAUCAAGGAUAUGCAGGAGAGGAGAGGAUACACUGAACAGGAGGAGAAGGAAGAGGUGGAGGUGUCUGACGAGGAGGGCAAGGAGCGGUGGGACUGUGAGACCAUCCUAACUAUGAACUCCACCCUAUACAACCAUCCACGCACCAUCACUGACCCUCCACGACGCAAGAAGAUCGCUGUCGACCCUCGCACUGGCAUUCCCCUGGAGCAGCGGGUCAGCGGCUUGACCCGCCGCAAUCUGGCACACCACGACAAGGCUGCUGACACGCCUGACAAUGAGGUUGUGGCAGACACUCAGACGCUUAUCACCAGCAUGUCAGCCAUCUCCAUCCGACCGCCGGGGGAAACCACUGAAGAGAGAAGGUUCAGGAAGAAAGCCCUUAAGGAACUGCGCAGGGAGCGCCGUGUGGAGAAAAAGCUGAACCGAGCGGCGUUCAAGGGAGAGAAGAAACGGCAGGAGAAGAUUCUAAUGAACAACAAGUAUAACAACAAGAUUUCCCUCAUGUAAUACUAACACCACUAAUAAUCUUAAUAAUGUUGCUGCCGUUGCAUUAUUAUUAUUAUUUUCCCUCAUCAAAGUAUUUAUAUAUAUAAUUUCUCAUAUAUAUAUAUAUAUAUAUAUAUAUAUAUAUAUAUAUAUAUAUAUAUAUAUAUAUAUAUAUAUUACUAUACACACACAUUAUUGCAGUAUAUACAGAUUCAUAUUUAUAUUAUAGCAUUGUUAUUUUGCUUGGAGGAGAGUUGAAUCGAGAGAGAGAGAGAGAGAGAGAGAGAGAGAGAGGCCAACAUUCUUAUUACUGUCACCUUUCAUUGCUUUACGAGAGGCUACAGUGGAAGUUAUUUAUUUAUUUAUUUUUUUUUAUUGUUGGUGUCAUGAUUGCAGUGGUGUGUGAGGGAAAAAAUAUGCACAUUGCACAACAGCCCAGACAGAGCCCAGAUAGUUACUUGUGUGGCGUCUGGAAAUAGUGUUGAGAGAACAGUGUUUGAUGGACUCUCACUGCACUGCCAUGGUACCAACUUGAGGCAAUAUUCAGAGUAUAGGACAUGUGGACAAACAAAAGAAGGAAUAUUUUCUGUGCUGCAAAACUGAUAUAUAAUCUUUUGUGUGAAAAAUUCAAAGUGAUUAUUAACAGAAAAGGGUAAGCAGUGAGAGGGUUAAGACAGGAAUGAGUGUGUUUGUUUUGCAUGUGACAGGAGCAGGUUAAUAUCCCACAAUUUGCUGCAAGAUGAACUUAGCGUUUUAUUUCACCACUUUCAAAUGGACAAGAUUCUGUUGUCCAAUAGACAGAUGACUCUGUACUCAAUAACUCCGUGAUAUAGCUGUUAAAUAGAGUUUCCCGUUUUCCGUGUAUUGAUAUCAGUGUUUGCAGUCUUGAAUCAUUGCAGAGAUGAGCUGCAAUUGAGAAAACAUUGAUAUAGUAUCCUUGUUUGUGAGCCAGCCAGCCAGCAGCAUUUCCCAGCCAGAAUAGACGUUGAAAGAAGAGUUACACAUUGAUAUAAACACUUGCAUAGCGUUGAAACAUUGCAGGAUGAGGUGUAAUCCUGAAAAAUCCUUCCUUAUCCUGUUCCCAAGCCAGCAUGUCUCCACUCGCAACAGACUCGCCAUAGACUCACUGAUUGACUCGCAAGAUGUCACAUAGUCUUAUUUCCAGCCAAGUUUUCCUUCCCCCAAUGUACUCCACGCAUGACUCACUCACUCACGCACACGUAUGUUGUAUAAAUACUAUUUACUCGCCCCAAAUAUUUAUCUAUGUUAUGUCACUCUGAAAAAAACAUUAAAUUAUACAGGAAAAUAAAUACUA
Portunus trituberculatus (swimming crab) is the source of this 2954-nucleotide messenger RNA. RefSeq names its product protein LTV1 homolog (gene LTV1). The transcript has 10 exons. The coding region runs from base 53 to 1660 and encodes 535 amino acids. The record is from RefSeq and is a predicted model, not a curated record. Gene Ontology annotation, cellular component: cytosol; preribosome, small subunit precursor; nucleus. Gene Ontology annotation, biological process: ribosomal small subunit export from nucleus; ribosomal small subunit biogenesis. Lineage: Eukaryota; Metazoa; Arthropoda; Malacostraca; Decapoda; Portunidae.